This is a messenger RNA of Python bivittatus (Burmese python), 4676 nucleotides long. The record is from RefSeq and is a predicted model, not a curated record. NCBI's taxonomy places the organism in Eukaryota, Metazoa, Chordata, Lepidosauria, Squamata, Pythonidae.
GCACAAUCAAAUCAAUAUUCAGCCACCCCAGACUCCAGCUCCCCCAUUAGGAUAUGUCUCUGGAACAUUAAUAUCAGAUUUUGAAGCAGAUAUUCCAGAGGAUGAAGAUGAAGAUGAUAUUGAAGAAGAGGCUAUAGAAAUCACAAGGCCAUUAAGAGACCUAGAGCAUACUUCAGGCUGCAGUAUGGACAAUCUUGACAGCUCUAUGACAGGCAAACCACAUUCUGCUUCUCAGAAGCUUCGCCCAACUAGCCCAUUUACUACUGACACUAAUACCAGUACAAUCCAGAAUCAGAGUCAAAGGCCUAGGCCUAACCCUACCAAAAAACAGCCCUCCUUGCCUCAUCGUAGGGAAGGCAUGUCAGAUGAUCUUCCACCACCACCAGACCCACCUCCAGGUCAGGGAAUAAGGCAACAGAUAGGUGCUGGCCAACGUGGAGGUUCAACAGACAGAAAAGGAAGCUCUUUAGAACGACAGCAUACAACCAACAUAGAUGAGACAAAGAGUUCUUUGGAUCGUCAAGCUAGAACAUCACUAGAGUGGCAACGGCAAACCCAGGAUUGGCUAAAUUCCACAGAACUUCAAGGCCAGAAAAAGCAAGCCUUUGGAUCAGAAGAGACAUUGGUGCCAUAUAGCAAGCCUAGCUUCCCAUCCCCAGGUGGUCACAGCUCUUCAGGUACAGCAUCUUCUAAAGGAUCAACUGGACCAAAAAAACCAGAUGUCAUGAAAGGAGGUCAUCAGCGCAACACCAGCGACCUCAUUGAUGUAGGAUAUAUUGGAUUAAACAGUCAAGGACAGUUUUCUGGUGAAUUAUAGUAGUUGAACAGAAACAUCUCGAGCUGCUCUCAAGGGCCAUCAAGGUCUGAACUCAUGGAAGUGAUGACACUAAACAGUGCAAUGAACAUUUUCUUUAUUUAUGUACUUACUAUUAAAGGAACUGUAAAUGCAAUGUAAAGAAACACAGCCACACAUAUCCCGCAGAUACUCUACCUGUGUUCUUCUCUAUUACACCUUUCACCUUAAUCUCUUUCUUACUAAGCAUAUAUACUGGAAAAAAAAAAUCACCUGCAGGAUGAAAUGAAUUUCCCUUGUAUAUAAUUUCUUUUUAUUGCAUUGCUAUGCAAACUCACCUUCAUUUAGCUAUGUUCAUAUUAUUGUCUGUCCUUCUUGGUCUGUUGUACUAUAUGUGAAUUAAUAGGCUGUGGUGCCAUAUAAUAACUUUUAAUUGUGUAACAUUUAUGUUUGAAGUUUGCACUGCAAUUUUUUGUUGGUGAUAAGCACAAAACUUUUACGCCUUGUGUCAUGAAGAAGAAGAAGACUGAAUGUGAAAGGAGUCUAUGUACUGUAAGCUAUGUUGGAUAAUGCUGGAUGUAAUGAAUUAUGUUAGGUGGUUUUCCAUUUGGGUGUAGAAUUAGGAAGAUGACUGGCAAAACUGAUGUUAGCAAGUUGAUUGGGACAUCAGGGAUGGAAUACUAUCUGAAAUAACAAGCAACAUGUUGCUUUUACCAUUUUAAAUAAGGGGUCAAAUGAUGGAAUCAAGAUCAGAUUAGAACAUGAAAGCCUCCUAUCUUCUUAGUAUGAGUUUUCAUUUGUUCAGUACAGUUGCACUCACUACAAAGGAAGGAAGUUAAGGUGUUUCACUAAAGCUGUUUUUUUUAUACUAGUGUUUUUUGUUUUUAGAAAAGAGUAUUAUAGUUGAUUUGCUCUUCCAUCUACACAUAUGAACCAUAUGAAGGUAGAGAAAUACUUAGCAAGAGUUAAAGAUGCAAUUAUCAUUGAUAUAUCCAAGCUGCUUCCAAAAAUCUACAGUAUUCAUCUUUUCAAUACAUGUGCAGUAAAGAUGAAGAUGUAGAGCUACAUCACUUGAAAUCCAUGAUCUAAUUGUUCUUAUGCAACUAACACAUAGUUUUGCUGUAUUAUUAUCUGAAAUUGUAAGAAAUUGAAAUCCAAUUCAUUUGUACUUAAAUCUUGGUUACAAUAGUUGAAAAGAAAGAUACAGCAUAUUCAUGUUCAGUUUGAAAUCAAGGUGUUUCUUUUUACCAAUUCACUACAUUACUGGAAACUGGUUAAAACAAGGAAAAGAAAACAUCUUUGGCCUAUUUUUGAUGACUAAAUUUCAAGCCUCUUCUUACAAAAUCAAUGCAUGUUUAUACACUUUUUAAAUAAACCAAACUUGCUGUAAGUGGACAUUAACAAAAGCAUCUUGUCUCAUCAUUAGUUUUCAUGACUUUCUUCUUGCCAGUUUUUCACUUCUUUGUUAGAAAUAUUAUACAUGUAUACCAAUGCAUUAAAUAUUUCAUUUGAAGUUUAUAUCACAAAGCUUAUCUUAUUCAUUCAUAUCAUUAUUACAAACAUUCAUUAAAUACAAUCAGUUCCUAUUGUUUAUACUUGCCUUGAUGAUCAUACUACUGUUACACAAAACAUACUUCUUGAACAAGCAAAUAAAUCUCUGUUCUUUUUCAUUACAUCACUUUGAGAAUGUGAUAAAUUAAAAUAUUUUUUUAUUAUAAAUUGUAAAUCAAUACUGCAAAUAGGUUUUUUUUUUUCAUUUACUUUAGUUCAGAGUAUUGGCAAACCAGAAACAAAGAAAGCUAUAUCGAUUCAAUGAAGUUAUGUAACAUUCUUGCUAACUGAAAUGUUGGACAUAGCUAAGGCCAUUAUUCUAUAAAGACAAAGAAACAUUCAUAAAUAUAAAAAUAGAUGUUUUUCUCUCCUGAAUUCCAUAUGUUAAAAUCAAGAUAUCUGCAUGUGCUAGCAUUAGUAGUAUGGAUACAAAAAAUUAUGCAUACAGUUUUAUAUAAUGAUGAUGCAAGAAGCUGCUUUGAAGAAGAGAACUCCCCAUGCUACCUACAGCCUACCUAAAAACUUGAUACAACUAUGUCUGGUUUGGAGCAAUUUUUGUGCACCUGUUAUCAGGGGCUUAUGAAUUAAAGAUUUCACAGUACCAAUCAGUUAAAUGUGGAAAAGGGUACUGAAUUCAUAUCGUCUAUCAUUUUAAUUCUUACACAUUCCUUUCUUACUGUGGUGUACUGGAACUGUGAUGUACUGAUGUACCAAUAGCUGGGAUAGGGGACACAAGUCCAUUGCACAGAAACAACAAAAAAGUGGCUACCAGAAGUCUUUUGCAAGAUUUGAGAUAGACACGUGCAUUCAAAUAUCAAGCAAUCUUGCCAAUAUUACCUACGAAAUCCUUGAUGCUAGUACUUAUGGCCCAAAUCUCAUGAGAUUUUUUGUGAGUCACAUUGCCAGCAAGGUCUUUUCCCCUAAAUCUCCAUCUGUAUGAGAGUUUUCUAUGACUAAAAAGGACUUCAAAUUACAACCAGAAUAUAUUUGUUUUGGUUUUUGCUGCAACAUGCAAUUUUAUAAUUGAAAACCUGAAUAAUUUUGUUUUUAAUCCACAGAGUGACUGCAACUAACCUCUAGGGAAAAAAAAAAUAGGUAUGUAUUGAAAUUACAGGAAAAUCUGAUUUCUAGAAAUUCAGGAUGCAAGUUGGUGCAUAACUGUUUACAAUAUAAGUGUGUUAUUUGGACAUUUCUGGCACUACACAUUUGAAAUGAUAUUCAAAAAGAAAAUAUAAAUCAGGAUUGAAAUAAACUUCCACCUUUCUCACUUUAAAUUAUAAUGGCUUGGAUUUAAAUUUCAUUUACAUAUUACAGUAGAAUUGCAGCCACUUCUAUACUUAGAUCCAUGAUAUUUUCUGUCCUGUGGGAAGUUAAUAACUCCUUGGCUAUUAUCAUGCACUUUCAUGCCAUUCUUUUUAGGUAGCAUGCUACCAGUACUGAAUAUGCUGAAAUAUAUUCCCGUCGCCCAAACUAAGCUGAGUGAGCUACAAAAGUGACUCUAACCAUAUAUUUCCAAGUACUGUAAAAAAUUAGACUUAAUGGCUUAUUCUAAGUGCAAUAUGUAAAUGACAGAGUCCUCAGAAUUCUAUUCAAGAUAAGGUGAUAUAUCACGAGUUUUCAAGAUGCAACAUAACUUUAAAGAGACAUAACAAUAGUUGAUGACUCAUUGUUUAUGCCUUGAGUUCUGUAUAGUAUGAUCUUCCUGAAUAUUUUAAUUAGUUUUAGAAAUAUGUGUUGAGCUUUGGUGGAACACCUUACUGGUCAAUUUUUCUUCACAGUACAAUGUGAAUAAAAGUAGCCAUCCCAGAUUCCUUUAGUUAAAUGUCUUGUUCUUUUUAGUUCCAAUUUUGUAUCAGUAUUAAAAUAUGUAGUAAAAUAAUAUCAGUCUAUUAUUCACUACUAUAGAAUUCUCUUUACAUUAAUUUUAGGAUGCUUUUUAAAACACCUAAAUGUGUAACAAAUGCUAUUAUUUUAUCUCUUCUUUCUCUCUGUUUCUCAUUUAUGUAGUGUGCUUCAAAUGAUCAUAGAACCUAUUUUUUAAAAUGUGCAAUUUGCCUUUUUUUUCUUUUUUUAUAAUUGAAAGAAACUUUUUUAUAAUUGAAAAUAUUUCUUGUUCAUAAUGUGUCUAAAGAAAAGGAAUGUGGUGGCAGCUCUUAAAACUGUUUUCUAAUUUUUUAAAUAUAAAAUGAUUCAUUUACAACAGUUUUUUCAGUCACACACACACAAAGAUGAUGACCUCUUAAUGUGUUUCAUGUGUUAGUGAAGCAAAGUUUAAUGGGCAUAAAGUUGGUUAAUCGUAAUGUUAAGUGUGUAUUGUAUAUCUACUGGGGAA